Aspergillus mulundensis is the source of this 699-nucleotide messenger RNA. RefSeq names its product CDP-diacylglycerol-serine O-phosphatidyltransferase. The record is from RefSeq and is a predicted model, not a curated record. The coding region runs from base 1 to 699 and encodes 232 amino acids. Gene Ontology annotation, molecular function: phosphotransferase activity, for other substituted phosphate groups. The transcript has 5 exons. Lineage: Eukaryota; Fungi; Ascomycota; Eurotiomycetes; Eurotiales; Aspergillaceae. Gene Ontology annotation, biological process: phospholipid biosynthetic process. Gene Ontology annotation, cellular component: membrane.
AUGCCCGCGAACUCGUCUACAAACAGCGGUGGCCCAGCGUCUGCUGAUGGAGGUCAAGAGAAGCAGAAGAUGCUUUUGUCCUCAGAUACCGGUCACUUCAGUAUGGUCAGAGCCCUGCAUCUAGCAGAUCUCGUAACCGAGCUUAAUGUCAUGUCCGUCUUUUCGUCCCUCCGCUACUGUCUCGGCGACCCCCACGACUACGGUGCCAUUUGGGCCGCUCUCGGAUUUAUGCCGUUCGGCCUAUUCUUUGAUUUUAUGGACGGCAGGAUCGCACGAUGGAGGAAGAAGUCGUCUCUCAUGGGACAAGAACUGGACUCCCUCGCAGACCUGAUCUCCUUCGGCAUGGCGCCGGCUGCCGCUGCAUUCGCGCUCGGAAUCCGAACCCCUCUCGACCACCUAUUCCUCACGUUCUUCGUCCUCUGCGGCUUGACGCGCCUCGCCCGCUUCAACGUCACCGCCGCUGUCCUUCCUAAAGACAAGACCGGAAAGUCGAAGUAUUUUGAGGGCACACCGAUCCCCACUACCCUGAGCAUCGUCGGUGUGAUGGCCUACUGGGUAUCGCAAGAAUGGAUUUUGGAAGACAUUCCGCUCGGCGUUGCUGCUCAAGGUACCGCGCUUGAGUUCCACCCGAUCGUUCUCCUCUUCGUUCUGCAUGGGUGCCUCAUGGUCAGCAAGACCCUGCAUAUCCCGAAGCCAUGA